Messenger RNA from Galleria mellonella (greater wax moth), 779 nucleotides. RefSeq lists its product as uncharacterized. The record is from RefSeq and is a predicted model, not a curated record. The transcript is spliced from 2 exons. The coding region runs from base 52 to 744 and encodes 230 amino acids. Lineage: Eukaryota; Metazoa; Arthropoda; Insecta; Lepidoptera; Pyralidae.
AUAAAUUAUACGCGUAACCCUUUACUUGACAGCUGAGUGAGGAAGGAACAAAUGAGUACCAAUAUGUUACUACCAUCACUAAUCUUCUCGCUCACACUUGCCAAUGCCCAAGCAACACAUGUAGUUCCACUUGCAAAAGAGUUAGAUGAAAUACUUACUAGAGUAUUAAACCGUCCAGAGUUUGAGAGCUCAGUUUUUAGUUAUUUAUUUGGAAACCACACUGAACCACCUAACGAUAUAAAUAUACAGCACUUGGAUAUUAGCAUAUUGGACUUGGAGAGCAUCCGAAAGAUUAUAAACACCGUUGAGAAGUCUUAUUAUGCGAAUGAGACAUACCGCCGGCGUGAAUUGCUUACACAGAACGAAGUCUUCGUAGCAAAGGCCUUCGAUCUUAUGAAACAAGCCAUAUAUUCGACGAGAUAUCGCAUGCUGGAGACUAAACCAUAUAGAAAUAAGUAUAAAAACGAUUUUGGCUACAACAUUGCAAUAAUGUUCGGUGCAUUAAUGCAAAUAAGGAUGAAAAUGGAGAAUAUGUACGCGACGAUGGACAAAUUACCUCAUAAAACCCAUUUCUUAUGGUAUUUGGUGUUGUAUGAAAAAAUUUUAGCUUGUUAUGUAGAUGUCGAGGAUUUGGUGGAGAAAACAUUCGUGUACCAUGAUAAAUGGUUAACAAAAAUUAAAGAGCAGAAAGCUAAGACGGCAACGCCAAUACCUCCACGUCUUCAAACUCUAACCACCCAAUAAUGAAGAUGUAUCUUUGUAUUAGUAGUAAUCAUAAG